CGCUAACUGAGCCGAGCGGAAUGACUUUUGCGGCGAAGAGCUGCUCAUUCAUCUGCCGAUUUAAGUAAAUUUUCUCGUCGGAAUGCAUUUAAAGUAUCCAAGGAAGAGGGAUUUCUAUAAUUGGGAAGAGUUACGGUAGGUUUAAAAGCAGUGUUAUGAAACUAUCGUUUUUUCCAGCAGUUAGCAUCCAGCAGCUAGCAUCCUGUUGAUCGAAUUGCGAUAGCUUUGUUCUCGAAUCUUCUUUCUACUCACUGGAUUCGUUCGAUUGCGUAGUAAUUGGGCACAACUGACAUCAACACUCAUAUUUUUGUUUUUUGAAUCAAACAGCUGUCUGGCAAAGGCUUUGGGGGUAAGUUCUCUUCAUUAGAUGACUUAUUUCAUUUUGCAACCCUCAAUUUACACGUCGUGAAGACAACAAAGUAGAUGUUCUUUUCGGGUUUUCUUUGUUCUUCUUUGUUCGUGAGGGGUUGUGAAAGCUAAUUCCAGUGUGUGAGUAAUUUUCUUUGCAUUUUGGCUCCGAUAAUCCUCAUUUAUUUAUUUAUUAUGUACUGGUAAAAUGUGUUUUUAGAUUUCUGUGAGCUCAGGAUUGGGACGCAAACUGUUCGUCAUAUAGAAAACACCGGAUGCACGGACAGAAGUAAUUAGUCUCGAAUUAGGUGACAUGGUAAUUUUUGGUCCUCACUUAUAAUAUUUUUCUUUCACAUGUAGUUUAGAAAGGAUCUCUUUCAUAAAAAUGUUCCCCAGGAACUUGAGAAGGAUAGAUCCAAUGGCCUCAGCACAAAGGUAUGUACAUGAGAGGCUGAGGAGCAAGAGGAGACAUCUUACUUUUUACCUCUGCGAGGGUAGAUAUAAUAUUCAGAUCAUUAAAGCAUCCGAGACCAAGCUGAAGUGUUUGUGGGUUUGUUUGGGGGGAAGGGGUGGUCCAAGGGUUCCUGUAGCUCCCACCUUGGCUAAAAUUAUACUUUGAAGUCAGUAACACACAAAACUGUAAAUUCAGGCAGGAAAAAAAGACAACAACAUAAUCUGAAGAAUCUAUGCUGCAUGCAUUACUCUUUGCGCUUGUAACAAAAUGUCAUUUUUAGUUAGACACAACAUGACAGUGAUGGUCGCAAAGGUACCUUGGAUGGUACUUGGUGUAACCCCCCUUUUAACAACCCAAGCUGCACCCGUGUAUAUUGUUAAUCCUUCAUAUUAGUUCCACAGAUUUAAGAAAUUUUUUUAGUUGAUAAGUGCCUCUAGUUCUUGGGCAAGGACCUAAUAGAUGCUUUCUCCUAGUGCCUCUUGCUACAAGUUUAAUGGGCUGCCGCAAAGACUUGCCAAAUGGUUAUUAUUAGGGAGGGAGACUGGGAGAAGCCUGUAACAUACUUUUAAAGUAUCCCUUCCUUUGUAAAGUAGCAUUACUCUUUAGUUAGUUCCUUGGUAUUUCACUAGCCAGAAAAAACUUAAGCAGCCAUGUGAAUCAGUCACAUAGAUGGAUUGUCUUUAUUUUUAAAGGAGACAAAAAAUUUGACUUAUGUUCUUUUCACUUUUUUUCAUUCCUGGCUUAUCUUUGCCUAGUCCAUUUCAAACAUGCUGGAUAUCAAGUGUCUCCAUGGUGACAUUCACCGUACAUACAAUAUGCAUGAUGCACUGUACAACUCAAGAGUCAUAGAGAAAGCUGUUGAAAUGCUUUCAAACAGAUAUUUAAGGUAAACUGACAUGAUCCUGAUAAUCUUGGGAUAGGGUGAGUAAUUGUGUAAACAAUCUCUGUAAUGGUUGCUAAAAACAGUCAGUUGAGUGAUUGUAGAUAAAGUACACUAGUUGCUCAAGUUAGAUGAAAGAGAUAAAAUGGAAUAAAUUAGGUAAAAAAUUUAUUUUUUACACUGUUAGUGAUAUAUAUAUAUAUAUAUAUAUAUAUAUAUAUAUAUAAGGUGUGUCUCACAAAUUUUAUUUUUUAAAAAUUUAAAGAAUCACAGGAUUGGGUCUGACUUUUAUAUAUUUUUAUAUUUCAAGGCUUAAGACUCUGGGAAAAGGAAAUUCCAGUAGUUGCCAUGAAAUAAAUUCUGAAAUUUAUGACAAAGUGAAUGGUUUUUUUUUUUUUAAUAUCAUGAAACAAUGGUAUGUUUCCUAUAGAUAUCUAAAAUAUACUUCUUAAUACCAGACUUUGACCCCCCUCCCUCUGAAAAUCUAUUAAAGUUCCAAACUUUUUGCACAUCCCUUCUUCCCUGAAAUUUUUAGUGACUCUCCUCCAACUGGGGAGGGAUAUUUUUCAAAUCCAUUUAAUAAAUAGUUAAAAAAUUUGUCACAAAGUUAGAAAACAAUUAAUCACAUCUUUUUGUCUCAGUUUUCAGGAAUUAAGAGAAGUUCGUGUAGCUUUUCAGUUGUAUGAACAUGAAGACAUGCUGGGUUUGGUUACUGAUGAGCACACUUUACUUAGAACUUUGAAGGUGAUGUUUAUUUUUAUCUCAGUAGGAAUUCAUGAUAUGAAGUGAAUAAAACUAAACCCUUCACACCCUGACGUUAGUAUGUAUAUUCUCCAUACUGUUCUUGCUAUAUUUUCUAAGUGAUGACAAAGAGAAUUUGUUCAACAAUCAAAAGCUUCUUUAGUUGGUGAUCAUUUCCUUUGUUCUCGUGAUCUUAAUGUUUGAUUCAGGGGUGAUAUUGUAAGGAGAAAUUAGAAGCUAGUCACUCUUAGAGAUUUAAGGGUUAAAUGCUCUUGAUAAUAAUAACAUAGUUUCAAAUAAUCUUUUUCUCCCCAUAAAUAAUGAUCUUUGCAUUCAACAGAGAAAGCCUAAUCUUGUGUUUGAUAUAUGGGUAGUCCUCCUCUCUUAAAUAGUGAAUCUGCAUUAUUUUGUUUUCAGAUCUGUGGAAGAGCUGUUUCACCAGUAAAGCUGAAGCAACAUGUGAGUGGAGCUCUUUUAACUUGUUUUAGAAUUAUGACUAAAUUCAUCUUAAUUCUUGUCAAUUUUAAAUUUUUUUUAUCAAAAAUUAAAAGUUUUAGAAACCAAUAUGUGAUAAAAUCGGGAAUACUAAUUUUGAUCCAAAGAAAAGUUGACUGAAAGCCAGUCCUACUCUUAAGCUUGUGUACAUAUUGCAUGCCUAUCUUUUAAGACAUUUGUGGGGUUUUUUUUUUGCAGAUCAAACACAUGAAAAGACAAGUUGCUGAUCGUGUGAUGCUUUAUGAAUUCUUGGAUCUCUUGCUCUUGUGAGUAGAAGACUUAAUAAAACAUUGAAGGAGCUGCCUUUUUUCCAAUAGAAAAGUAAUAAUCAUAAAUCCAUAACUGUUUUUUCUUCACUUACAAGUUAACUUUUUCUUUCAGAUCACAACUGAUUUCUUUUUUUUAUAAAGUUCUCAAGUAGAUCAAUUUAUAUUAAUUUAAUUUUAACUAUUCCCUGUUAGUUUCUGUGCCACUUGUUUCUGAUACUUUGUAGUGAAUUGUGUUUGAAUUAUAAGAGAUUUGUGACAAUCAUCAAUGGCUUAACUGUAAGGUUGAUCAUCACUGUGUUUCAGGUGUGAACGGGACACAGAUGUGCAGCUUCAACCUCUUCCACAAGUCAUUGGUGUGGACAAGAAUAAUUUGUACAAGGUACAGACUGAAUAUGACUUUCUACAGAAAUGCUAUUUUUUUGUAAUUAUUUGAACUGUAACUAUAAUUGCAUUCUCAAAAUUUAGCAAGGUAAAAUUAAUUCUAAUAACAGUUUGCAUUUUUUGACAUUGUUCUCUGUGUCAGCUGUGUGAUUUUCAAGCAGUCCUUUGCACAGAAGAUGAGAAGAAGAUUCGUCAUUUAGACACUUUGUAUGAGGUAAAAUUUUGUAUUAUGAUAGUGAUAUGAUGAUGAUAAUAGCAAAAAUUAUGAUAUUAACAAAGAAUACUAAAAAACAUGUAUGUAAACUAUUUAGAUUGCCAUAGAGGUUGCCCACCUCCUCUCACAUGUAUUUUAUGUUACACUAUUAAUUGUCUUUUUUUUCAUGCCCCAUGCACAGUGACGCAAACGUUCCCCCUAGAAAAUCUCAAGAAUCUUUUAAGAAGAGUUUGCACAUUUUCUCUCUUUUAGCAAGGAUCUGUUAGAUCGAGUAUGAGCCAUAACAAGGAUGUUCCUUCAUGGAGACUUCUACACCAGGAUUAUUUUGUGGAUAGUAACCCAAGAAUAGAACUGGUAGGGAAGCUUAAUGACGGUUUGCUUGUUUGGCUUGAAUGUUCUGAAUGUUCAUAAUGGGCGGAGAAUCUAUCGUGCCAUUACCAUGAGCUGUAAAGUGGAACAAGGUAGUGUUUGAGCUGCCCUCUUUCACAGUGCAUUCUUUUUCACAAGUCAAAGAAGGAAGAAAACUAAUAGCAAAUGGCAAAGGUUUUGAACAAAUUAUUUUGCACUGCACUAUGUUGUAAUAAUGAUUCAUGAUUUUUUGUUGAUUUCUUUUGACUUGUGCAGUGUGACUAAACUCAAAAUAAGGGGUGUGGACUUAUUGUCUCAGAAUCAGGAGUGCCUUUUGACUCCUUGUCAUUUUAUUAAGGAAUAACUUGACUCAUGUGAUGAUACACUACAACCUUUUCUUAUUCACAGCAAACAAGAAAGGAAACAUAACAGAUUUUGUGAAUCUUUCUAAGUACCUGUUCCUUAUACUUCUUCAAACUUCUUCUAGGUUAGCAGGCAACAGCAGAGAUCCUUGGAACUUUGUGAUCAUUUGGAUCACUCAAAUAAAAAGGUACAUUUAACGAAGAGAAAUGUUUGGUUGUUGUUACCAUGAACUUCUGUAUACAUCAUGACAUGAAGCCAUAUACUGUAGGUAUGUAAUGUGUGCGGAGAGAUACUGACACAUGUAUACAUUUAGUCUGCUAGUUUUAUGUUGUGGCUCAACUUGUUUUCUUGGCAUAAAUUGUUUCCUACCAGUUUGUUUUUUAUUUUUCUUUGGCUUGUAAUUAUGUGAUAAAUUUUGAAUCGAGAAAAAAUUUAAACUAGAACCUAUGCAUACACUGCCUUACAUUUCUGCUUAUUUUUGCCAGGUGAUGCAUGCCAGAUGUGGCUAUACAGGAACUUCCCGAAGAACUGCUUUUGUUGACCUCAAUGAUGUCAGUAGAAAAUUAAAGCCACUGGAAAAACCUUCCCUCAAAUUUGUAAGUUAUCUGAGAAAUUUGACAAAAAUCAAUCAAACUCUCCUUGGUGGUGUCAUUCAUUCUUUUCAUGACAAAAUAUGCUGUGUAUCAUUCCUUGUCUCAGAUGUUCAGGUACCUUAGGUGCUGUAACUGAUCAUAUAAUGAUAUGUGAUUGACAUUUCUUUUUGGCAAAAUCCAAGAAUUGUUAUGACACAGAUGCCCUGGUUUAAAAUCAGCCACCUUGAAGACAUAUCUGCUAAUUAAAGAAUGGCCUGAAAACUUGGAGAAUUUCAUCAUGCAUUUGAAAAAAGUUGAAAGUUUAUUAGACCUACAAAAAAUAGAUUUAUGUCCAUGGGACAUUUUUUUAAAAUAUUAUAUUGAUUAUAAAUCUCUAUUAAUAUUAGAAAGCCCAACAGCACAAGGAAGAAGUUGAAGGUAAGAAAUAUUAUCAAUUUUGUCACAAAUAAUUGGUUCAAAAAUUGGCUUGUGGUGAUUAGUUUUCUGAACCCUUAUUCAAGGUAAAUUUAGGCUAGAAUAGCCAAUUUCAUUACCAAGCCUCAGUGAGUGUUUUCUCUUAGUAUUUUAAGCACUACAGGUGAACUGAAAUUUUCAAACCAGUAGUCAAGAGUAAUAUUUUAGCUGUUGUCAUUUUCAAGAAUUUCAAGCAAUCUUUGAGUAAUAAAUUAGGUGGUAAAUAUUACUGGUUACCUCCUGAAAGGGAGAACACUGAAGCCUUGCAGUAAUUUUUUUGCUUGUUCCUAUGACAUGACUGUUUGCAACAGGCUUUUAAGAGUGUUUCACUUGUGCAAAACCCAAUUUCAAGAGGUCUCAUCAGUGAUAGUUAUUGUCACUCAGCUGGUAUUCACUCUGAUAUUUGUGCAUUUGUAGAUGAAGGAGUUACAAAAGAAGAGGAACAACACCAGAAAAUUGACAUAACAAGAUUAAGUGCUUCAUCAGUAGGAUCUUUCAAGUUUUAUAGAGAAUUUGAUGGAACCACAUCAGCAAAGUUAUCAAGGACUUCAAAACUUGGACAUCAGGGAAUCCUAGUAACUCCAAGGGUAACGAAAUAUUUGAUUGUACAAAGGCUGUUAUUUCUAAUCUAGGUUUGAAUUUUUAGCUUAUUUUCUAUUUCUUCUUACUGUGCUAAUGAAUGCAUGUCGGAGAGUCCACAUUUCAAUUCCUUUUUUUCUUGAAUCAUAAAACUCCCAGGAGUGAUCAAAAAGGAAUUUAAAAACAAUUUCAAGCAUAAAGGUAUCAAGGAGAUAAGAAUAAUAUCAACUUGGGGAGUUUUUAAAUUUAACAUCAAAUGCUCAGUGCCAAAAUGACAAGAAAUGUAUGGCAGACAGGGUGAAGAAUUUAUUGUCAGACCUUGGGAGUUAGGGGUUUAUGUAAAUCAAAUUGGAGGAAACAGAACACAUUUCGUAAAAUAACUGUCUAACGUACAAAAAUUUAGAAAGCUAUCAGCUUACGAGCAAUCCCUCAUUGUUAGCGCCGCAGGACGGUCGUUUCUCCGCUUGCAAGAAGAUUUGAGACAAGUCGGGGGAGAGGUUCGCCAGGAGUCUGGCACUAAAAGUAAGGCUACACUCUUUGCGAACUUCUCGCCAGCGCGCGUUGCUCAAGCGGGCCAAAUACUUUCAUACAAAAUGAAAAAAUAAUAGCGUUCGUGCUGGAGCGCUGAUAAUGAGGGCCUGCGAGAAAAAUAUAAAUCAAAGACUUGCAUCUAACAGAGGGUCUGAAAAUGGGUUACCUUGAUCACGUUUUGAACAAGCCAGUUCAAGUUAAGUUUUUUGAAUUUGUUUAUCCUAAUAGGACCUCUACAAUUCACAUGUGAUGUCACAGAACUUACAGUGGGACAUGGAAACACAGGUUUGUCUCUUACAAUCUGCCAUGCUUUCAUAUAUAUCCAAUCCUAAUGGCAAAAACUUGUAAGGUUAUCAAAAAGUGGAUUAUUCUAAGUGACAGGUUACACAAUCCAUCUUUUUUUCUUUGCAGUCCCAAAGGUUAAAACAAAGAAGUGAUAAACACAUGAAGGAGAAGUACUCUAGUUAUUACAAAAAGCUGAAACUGUUUCAAGAUCCUAGCGAAAAUCCGGAAAAUGAAGGUAAUCGAGGUAUUGUUGUUGAUGAUCUCACUGGCAAAUAUAUUUGACUAUACGGAAAUUCCCUCUUGAAUUGUGAAAUCAGAGAUUGUAUUGGUUUAAUUUUUUAGCGUUCCCACAGGUAAUAUUUGUUGACUACUCGCCAAUCAGAAUCUUUGUUCUGUCAGAGAGCUUUUUGAUUGAAUAACGUUGAAACAAUAUUAUUUACAUGAGCGCUAUUAAAGCAGUGUUCUCAUGACGUCUUUUCUGGUGACAUUCCGCAGAUAUCAAUUUGGUGUCUGAUUUUAACUUUCCACGCACAAAGAACAGCCAAUCAUAAGUACCAACUGAAUGACGAUCAGUUUUAUCUCUGAUCUGUGUACAUCAGAAUGUAACUUUCCUUUUUGAAUACGAUUCUAAAGAAAAAGAAAAUCAGUGUAUAGUAUGUUCUGUUUGUCGAGAAAGUUACAGAUAAUGUUAAUAAACUAGCUGAUUUAUUUAAGCGCAAAACACUCUCGUUCAUUUAUGUUACUUUAACUGAUAUCCAUGCUGUUAUUGAGAAACAUUUGCUUGAAUUUUAGGUUCCAGGCAGUCCAAGGUUAAGGUAUUUAUGCCAUUUUAUCAUUUUAGGCCAGAGGCCAAGUUGACGAAGUGUAAACGACAGUGUGCUUCAAAGUGAAUUUGUGCGAUUGCUGCAUUUCUUAUUCUGAAAAUCUCUAGGCUGAAUUCUCCUUUGAUCCCUCUCCUUGAAUGCUCACAGUAUUCAGGAUUUUAGGAGCAGGCGGUUAAAAUUUAAUAGAUAAAUUGUUAUUAGUGAUUCAAAACGGCGCGCUAAAUUAGCGACGAGACUCUGCGCGCUAGCCUGUGUCACAGUUAUUUCCGUUUCCCUUAAGUCAAGCGCGUGAGUCGUGAGGUGAUCAUAAGUCGUGAGCAGGCCCUUUUCUUUUGGUCUGCCAUGGUAUUUAUCAGGGAGGAAGUGAGCUGCUAAAGCUAGAUUUUCCAAUGUUUCAAAUGCGUGUCACUCUCAAAAAGAGAGUGACAGUACAACCUCGUUUGUAAGGUCUCUCUCGUCGUUUCUCUUCGAAAGAAACGAGGCUUCUGAGAACGAGAAAGCUCCCUCCAGCUUUCGGUGCAGGGAAGAGAGAAAGCCUGGGCCGACGAGGUUGAGAGGUAGUACUCUAAUGUAUGUUUGAAUUCGUGAUCUAACAGGAGAUGCCAGAAAACAGUACAACUGCGGUCAAACCAGCAGAUUCCGCUCCAGUAGAACUAGUCAUUACACCACGAAAACAAGUUCCGGAAUUAGAUUCAAUAUACAACACGUUAAUGGAGAGAUUACAGAGAACGGACACCUUGUUAGACUUCGGCGAAGUCCGAGUUCAGGAAUUUGGUUCAUCAAUGCCAUCCAACUUCAGCGAUGGUCAUUCUCUGACGACCCGAAAGUUGCGCUCAGAGCAAGUGACUCCUCAGAGGUUUGGAAUGACAGGGAAGGUUCGACUACAAAGACUGGGUUCCCUGAGGUCAACUCAACCGAAGGAGAGUGAUGCUACAGAGAAACAAGACGAAGUUGAACAAUUGCUGGAGAAACUUCAAGAAGCGAACCAUGUAGCGAGUGGUAAAAAGGGUUUUUUAAAUCCAAAACCCUUCGUUUUCGCUAAAUGAUGAACAAUUUUUUGACUCGACAGAAUCACGCACAGGCUACGAAGUUGUGCAGGGGUGUGUGUCAAUAUUGGAUUUGUGCGCUCUCCUAGUGAUUGGAUGAGAGGACUCGCGCGCCCCUCCUCCCGACCAAUCAGCAGACCAAUUAGAUGCCUUAGCUUCUCUUUGCUUUCCACGCUCGAAGCAGUUGCCGACAUCGCUUUACGUUGAGUUCUCAUAAGCUUCUUUCAACUUUUUUCUUCUUUUUCUGACUGGCAGGUGUAGGUACAUAGUUUUGGUUUUAAGACACGCUCGAAUUCGCUCUAUCUUGAAACAGAAACAUUUGGAGGUACAAGAAUCCUGUCGUUUGUUUCAACAAUUUAACCCUCGUAAUGCAAAUGACCUCACAUGAGAAAUGCUGUGUAAGAAUUAAUAGCCGAGAGAAAUGUAUGUAGAAAUUUAUCAAGAACACCUUAAAACACAAUUGAGUUUCUACUGUAAAAAUGUGUAUAUUUUUUCAGAAAAUUAGAGUUUUAGCAAAUAUUUAACUUGUAUUGUAAUUCUUAAAAAUAUUAAUGCACAUAAAUGAAAUUAAAAAUUUGAUACGCA
Messenger RNA from Pocillopora meandrina, 9389 nucleotides. The record is from the annotation of a GenBank genome assembly. NCBI's taxonomy places the organism in Eukaryota, Metazoa, Cnidaria, Anthozoa, Scleractinia, Pocilloporidae.